Molecule: messenger RNA, 5682 nt
Organism: Chinchilla lanigera (long-tailed chinchilla)
Lineage: Eukaryota; Metazoa; Chordata; Mammalia; Rodentia; Chinchillidae
Gene: Brpf3
Product: bromodomain and PHD finger containing, 3
Biological process (GO): regulation of transcription by RNA polymerase II
Cellular component (GO): MOZ/MORF histone acetyltransferase complex
Molecular function (GO): protein binding
Source: RefSeq, a predicted model, not a curated record
GGGCCCCGCACGGUGGGGCCGGGCCGGUGGCUGAGGCCUGUCUCCUCGUUCCCAGGUGCCAUGAGGAAGCCCCGCCGGAAGUUGCGGCAGAAUGCCGAGGGCCGGCGUUCCCCAUCCCCCUACAGCCUGAAGUGCUCCCCGACCCGAGAGACGCUGACCUAUGCCCAGGCCCAGCGGAUUGUGGAGGUGGACAUUGAUGGACGCCUGCACCGUAUCAGCAUCUACGACCCGCUGAAGAUCAUCACUGAGGAUGAGCUGACUGCUCAGGACAUCACCGAGUGCAACAGUAACAAGGAAAACAGCGAGCAGCCUCAGUUCCCUGGCAAGUCCAAGAAGCCCUCGUCCAAGGGCAAAAAGAAGGAGUCCUGCUCCAAGCAUGCGUCCGGUUCCUCCUUCCAUCUGCCACAGCCCAGCUUCCGGGUGAUGGAUCCAGGCAACCAGCCCGAAGCGCCCCCGCUGCCCGCCGCCUAUUACCGCUACAUCGAGAAGCCGCCGGAAGAACUGGAUGCAGAGGUCGAGUACGACAUGGAUGAGGAGGACCUGGCCUGGCUGGACAUGGUGAACGAGAAGCGGCGAGCAGAUGGGCACAGCUCAGUGUCGGCAGACACCUUCGAGCUGCUGGUGGACCGGCUGGAGAAGGAGUCCUACCUGGAGAGCCGCAGCCUUGGGGCCCAGCAGUCCCUCAUCGAUGAAGACGCCUUCUGCUGCGUGUGCCUGGAUGAUGAGUGCCACAACAGCAACGUCAUUCUCUUCUGUGACAUCUGCAACCUGGCCGUGCACCAGGAGUGCUACGGUGUCCCCUACAUCCCCGAGGGCCAGUGGCUAUGCCGCUGCUGCCUGCAGUCUCCCUCCCGGCCUGUGGAUUGUGUCCUCUGCCCCAAUAAGGGUGGUGCCUUCAAACAGACCAGCGAUGGGCACUGGGCCCACGUAGUGUGUGCCAUCUGGAUCCCUGAGGUUUGCUUCGCCAACACUGUGUUCCUGGAGCCCAUCGAGGGCAUUGACAGUAUCCCACCCGCCCGCUGGAAGCUGACCUGCUACAUCUGCAAACAGAAGGGGCUGGGUGCCGCCAUCCAGUGCCAUAAAGUGAACUGCUACACAGCCUUCCACGUGACCUGCGCGCAGCGGGCCGGGCUCUUUAUGAAGAUCGAGCCCAUGCGAGAAACCAGCCUCAACGGGACCAUCUUCACCGUGCGCAAGACCGCCUACUGUGAGGCCCACUCGCCCCCCAGCACCGCCACGGCCAGGAAGAAGGGCGACUCCCCCAGCAGCCUCAGUGAGGCCGGGGAUGAAGACGGGCUGAAGGAGGGUGGGAGGGAGGAAGAGGAAGAGGGGGAAGUGAAGGAGGAGGAGCAGGAAGGCCAAGGUAGGGCGGGUAGCCCCCUCAAGGCAGCACCCAAGAAGAGCAAGAUGCGUGUGAAACAGAAGAUCAAGAAGGAGCCAGAGGAGGCAGGCCGAGACACACUUUCCACCACGCCCGUGGUCACCGUCCCGCAGAUACCCUCUUACAGGUUGAACAAGAUCUGUAGUGGUCUCUCCUUUCAGAGGAAAACCCAGUUCAUGCAGCGGCUGCACAACUACUGGCUGUUGAAGCGGCAGGCCCGGAAUGGUAUUCCCCUCAUCCGGCGCCUGCACUCGCACUUGCAGUCGCAAAGAAACGCCGAGCAGCGAGAGCAGGAUGAGAAGACGAGUGCGGUAAAGGAAGAACUAAAAUACUGGCAGAAGCUCCGGCACGACUUGGAGCGGGCACGGCUGCUGAUUGAGCUGAUUCGGAAGAGAGAAAAGCUCAAGCGGGAGCAGGUCAAGAUCCAGCAGGCUGCCAUGGAGCUGCAGCUGAUGCCAUUCAAUGUGCUGCUGAGGACGACGCUGGACCUGCUGCAGGAGAAGGAUCCUGCGCACAUCUUUGCCGAACCUGUCAACCUGAGUGAGGUUCCAGAUUACCUGGAAUUCAUAUCCAAGCCAAUGGAUUUUUCUACUAUGAGGCGGAAGCUGGAGUCCCACCUGUACUGCACCUUGGAGGAGUUUGAGGAGGACUUUAACCUUAUAGUUACCAACUGCAUGAAGUAUAAUGCUAAAGACACAAUUUUCCACCGAGCAGCUGUCCGCUUGCGGGACCUGGGAGGGGCCGUCCUACGGCAUGCCCGGCGGCAGGCAGAGAACAUCGGCUAUGACCCCGAGAGGGGCACCCACCUGCCGGAAUCACCCAAAUUGGAAGACUUUUACCGCUUCUCCUGGGAGGACGUGGACAACAUCCUCAUUCCAGAGAACCGGGCCCAUUUGUCCCCAGAGGUGCAGCUGAAGGAGCUGCUGGAGAAACUGGAUCUGGUGAGCGCCAUGCGGUCCAGCGGGGCCCGCACCCGCCGCGUCCGCCUACUGCGCCGGGAGAUCAACGCCCUUCGGCACAAGCUGGCGCAGCCGCCACCGCCGCCACAGCUGCCCUCCCUGAGUAAGACAGUGCCCAAUGGAGAGCUGCCCGUGGGGCCCCGGCGGGAUGCGGCAGUUGUGGAGCAGGGCCUGCAGGAGGAGCCGGAAGACGACGGGGACAGAGAUGACUCCAAACUGCCUCCCCCGCCGACCCUGGAGCCCACUGGGCCUGCGCCUUCCUUGUCUGAGCAAGAAUCCCCCCCGGACCCCCCUACCCUGAAACCCAUCAAUGAUAGCAGACCUCCACGCCGAUUCCUAAAGCCCAGAAAAGCAGAAGAAGAUGAGCUCUUGGAGAAAUCACCUCUGCAGCUAGGGAGUGAGCCCUUGCAACACUUGCUCGGUGACAACGGCAUCAACAGACUGUCUCUCGUGGCCCCCGACAGCCCUGCCGAUGCCCCGCUCAGCGGCGUGGGGCGCCGCACAUCGGUCCUUUUCAAGAAGGCCAAGAAUGGGGUUAAGCUCCAGCGGAGCCCAGACAGGGCCCUGGAGAAUGGCGAGGACCAUGGCGCGGCGGGCUCUCCCUCCUCUCCAGCCAGCAUUGAGGAUGAGCACCGUUCCCGGAAGCGGCCAAGGAGCAGGAGCGGUAGUGAGAGCGAAGGGGAGAGGUCCCCCCAGCAGGAGGAAGAGACAGGUGUGACCAAUGGCUUUGGAAAGCAUGCCGAGAGUGGGUCUGACUCGGAGUGUAGUUUGGGUCUCAGCGGUGGACUGGCAUUUGACGCUGGCAGCGGUCUGACACCUCCUAAGCGCAGCCGCGGGAAGCCGGCCCUGUCUCGAGUGCCCUUCCUGGAAGGUGUGAACGGAGACUCCGACUACAGCAGCUCAGGCAGAAGCCUCCUGCUGCCCUUUGAAGACCGCGGAGACCUGGAGCCCCUGGAGCUGGUGUGGGCCAAGUGCCGAGGCUACCCCUCCUACCCUGCCCUGAUCAUCGACCCCAAGAUGCCCCGGGAGGGCCUCCUGCACAAUGGCGUCCCCAUCCCUGUGCCCCCGCUGGACGUGCUGAAGCUGGGAGAGCAGAAACAGGCAGAGGCUGGAGAGAAGCUCUUCCUUGUCCUCUUCUUUGACAACAAGCGCACCUGGCAGUGGCUCCCCAGGGACAAAGUGCUGCCCCUGGGUGUGGAAGACACUGUGGACAAGCUCAAGAUGCUAGAAGGCCGCAAGACCAGCAUCCGCAAGUCGGUACAGGUGGCCUACGACCGUGCCAUGAUCCACCUCAGCCGAGUCCGGGGCCCCCACUCCUUUGUCACCUCGAGCUACCUGUGAGGGCGGGGCGGCCUGCGUCUGCCUGCGCCGCCUUGCCGGGCCUCCCUCCCGGGCGCACGGGGAAGACUCCUCUGCCCAGCCAGACACUUGGCAGGCAGCUUGCCCGCUCAGGGUAGCCUGAGGGCUAGACUGUGCCCCCACUAAAGGGAACGCCCCCAUUUUGACCAUUCACACGAUUCCCUGGAGGGCCUGCUGUGUGCCAAAACCUGCUGGGGCUCGCUCCGGGCUGUCCACCGAAGAACCACUCGCUGCGGGCUGGGCCAGCCAAGGAGCCGGCCCUGGCCCAAGCCUAGGCCCUGAGGUGAGAAGCCCGGGCUCCUUCUCCGCCUGCCUGGCUCCCUGCAUCCCCUCGGGGUGGCCAAGGCUCCGCUGACCCCAGAGAUGCUGUGGAUGCCCAGGGCCCUGGGCCUCCCCGAGAGCUCCCCACCCCUCUGCCCGCCUCCCCUGUCUUCCGCCCUGAGGCCCAGGCGCCCGCGCCCUCUUCCCGUCCUUCCUUCCUCUCUUGUGCCAAACUGACAGAAACAUCACCAAACAUGACCUUUUCUUUCAUGUCUCAUUCUCCUCUUGCUCAGCUGCUGUCCUAGGUGGGUGUCAGGGCCCAGGCAGAGGGCAGCCCACCCCCAGGGCCCCCACCCAGAGACCCCCACUUCUGCUGCUGACCCUCGAGGCCCGGCAGACCACGCCCUCUGCCCUUGCUGUGGGAGGGCCGGCUUCUGUCAGCAGGCCAGGCCGGUGGGGUUUAAGGGUGGCUGGGAUCUUUUACAGAGCAGAUCCCCAGGCCCGCACCAGCGCCCCCAUUCCUCCCCAGGGGGCUCAAGCUGUGCAGCUGCGGCCGUGAGCCCAUACACCAGGGCACAGCGGGCAACACAGCACUGCCCUGCCUCAGCUUCCCGCCGGUGCCCUGCCGGCCGGCUCUCCUGCUCCCGCUCCCCAGCCAGGGCCAAGCAGGGGUCGCAGCCCUGAUUUCACACCUGUCUCCUUCCUCCUUCCCGUCAUCUCUUCCCCGCCUUCACCUUCUCAAAAGUGGAAGGGAAAAAACUGUGAAUGGGGAAUGCUGACUGACAGACCAGCGCAGCUUUCCAGGGCCCCCACGUCUGUCCUCGGGACGCUCCUUUCACCUCUUACGCACCAAAGUCGCAGGGCCCGGCUGCAGGCCGCUGAUCGCCAUGUUGAUUUUUAACUCGACGUUCUUUUUAAUUGUUUUAAAUUUUUCAUAGGGGAGUUUUGGACAAAACAAAGUCACUGGGGAGAUCACUGCCAUUUUUACACACUUCAACUUUUUAAAAAUACAAGCAACCACACACCAACUUCUUACACAUUUGGGACACGAGCCAGAGUUUAAAAGGGAACCAACAAAAGCUCUCUAUCACACACAGGAUGGGACUUGGGGUUUUGUACAGUAAUAAAAACAAUACAGCAUAUGGCUAGGGAAGGACGUGGUGUAUAUAACUGUAAAAUACUGUCCUAAAUUAUUCAGGCCUGCACUUCCACUGCGGAGUCUCCGUCUCCCGCGCGGUGUGGUUGACUUACGGAGCCCCACACCCUUCUCCCCAGGUAGUUGGUCAGCCGUGGGCUCUGUGACCUUUGUCUAGACCUGUGUCCUGAGACCCGGGCGUCCUCCCUCUCGCUCUCUGUGUAUCUAGCUCGCUCUUCCCUCACACUCUCUCCUUAGUCUCUAUUUUUCAGUCUCUCUGAAUCUUUCAGUCUCUCUGAGUCUCAUUUUUAAAAAUGCUCUUUUAGAACAGGAAGCGGCUCAGACCCUGCUGUGGCACGGGGCCUCCGUGUCUCUGUCGCGUCUGCUGUGAAGCACACGAUGCUCUAUUUAUUGUAGAAAGUGACUUUAUUUGCUUUCUAGAAUUGUUUAUAACAGAUGGUAUAAGAGAGAUAAUAAACAAAAAUCUAUGCCUGUAAAGAAUACAGAAGUUAAUUUUACCUACUAUAAUAUGACUGUCGGAAACUUAUUUUCUCUCUGAGAAAUAAAUGUUCUAAUGGGCAGCAGUC